UCAAAUCCCACCAGCUAAAAUACACAUCCUCUCUCCUCCUUCAUUGCAAUAUACAUCAAUCAAAUGGGCGGGCAAGUAACCGACGAUGCCACGGCGCCGACCACUCUAACUACUGGAAUGGAAAGCUUCCAUCUGGUAGGUUAUGCCAAUUUCGUCCGCGCCAAUCCUAAAUCAGACCGUUUCAAAGUGAAGAAAUUCCAUCACAUCGAAUUCUGGUGCUUAGACGCCACCAAUGCCGCCCGCCGCUUUUCCUGGGGUUUGGGAAUGCCCAUCGUUGCUAAAUCCGACCUCUCCACUGGUAACUCCACCCAUGCCUCCUACCUUCUCCGGUCAGGGGACUUCUCUCUCCUCUUCACCGCUCCUUACUCCCCCACCAUUUCUUCCUCCUCCCCUUCCAUCCCCACCUUCGAUUUCUCCGCCUGCCGCUCCUUCUGCUACUCCCACGGCCUCGCCGUCCGUUCAAUAGCAAUCGAGGUCGACGAUGCCCAACAAGCAUUCUCCACAAGCGUGGCUAACGGCGCCAAACCUUCAUCUCCCCCUAUCCUACUCGACCACGGCCGCGCCGUCAUCGCCGAAGUCCAUCUCUACGGCGACGUGGUAUUGCGUUACAUCAGCUAUAAUAAUACAGAGCAAGAGGAGGGAAUCGAUUCACGGUUCUUGCCAGGGUUCGAGCCAAUGGAAGAAACAUCAUCCUACCCUUUGCUAGAUUUCGGCAUCCGACGGCUAGACCAUGCCGUCGGGAACGUGCCAGUCUUAGCUCCGGUGGUUGAUUACCUGAAAGGGUUCACUGGAUUUCACGAGUUUGCGGAAUUCACGGCGGAUGACGUGGGGACGAGCGAGAGCGGGUUGAAUUCUGUGGUGCUUGCUAACAACGACGAGAUGGUUCUGUUUCCGUUGAACGAGCCGGUGUAUGGAACCAAGAGGAAGAGUCAGAUACAGACGUACCUGGAGCAUAACGAAGGUCCUGGAGUGCAGCAUCUAGCGCUAAUGAGUGAAGACAUAUUCAGAACAUUGAAAGAGAUGAGGAAGAGGAGUGGAUUAGGUGGGUUCGAGUUCAUGCCUUCUCCACCACCCACUUAUUACCGGAAUUUAAAGAACAGGGCCGGAGAUGUGUUGACCGAUGAACAGAUAAAGGAAUGUGAGGAAUUGGGUAUCUUGGUUGAUCGCGAUGAUCAAGGCACUUUGCUUCAGAUUUUCACUAAACCCGUCGGCGACAGGCCAACAAUCUUCAUAGAGAUAAUUCAGAGAGUUGGCUGUGUGGUCGAGGACAACACAGGCAAGCCUUACCAAAAGGGUGGGUGUGGAGGUUUCGGAAAAGGGAACUUUUCCGAGCUUUUCAAAUCAAUUGAAGAUUACGAGAAGACACUCGAAGCUAAAUGCAUUACUCACCCUGCCACCUGAUAGUUUAAGAUCCUAUGAUUCUAAUAAAACAAUGUGAACAUUCAAUUAUGUAUUGUGAGUUUGUUGUAACCUUAUAAAUAUGUAUCAGAUCUUAAACCAGCUUUGUAUGUGAUGAUGGAAUCCUAAUUCCUUGUUCAUGUUGUUUCCAAA
This is a messenger RNA of Impatiens glandulifera, 1551 nucleotides long. Its product is annotated as 4-hydroxyphenylpyruvate dioxygenase. The coding region runs from base 64 to 1401 and encodes 445 amino acids. NCBI's taxonomy places the organism in Eukaryota, Viridiplantae, Streptophyta, Magnoliopsida, Ericales, Balsaminaceae. The transcript is spliced from 2 exons. Gene Ontology annotation, molecular function: 4-hydroxyphenylpyruvate dioxygenase activity. Gene Ontology annotation, biological process: L-tyrosine catabolic process. The record is from RefSeq and is a predicted model, not a curated record.